CACCAAGUACUCGUCAACGCCAAUCUACCCGCUACAUCGCUCCUCGCCUCGGACUGCUUGCGCCUGCCGGAGCCCAUUGCCUCGACUCCGCUCAAUUGCGGACACUUCUUACCAGUCUCCUCGGCGGAUUUCGCGCACGCUGUCAACAUGGCGGCACCGGCUCAUCGCAAGUUCACCGGCGUCGUUGUCUCCGCUGGCAAGAUGGAGAAAGCGGUCAAGGUUCGCUUGGCAGGCCAGGAAUGGGACAAGCACAUCCGGAAGUACUUCCCUGCGCCAUACACCGUUCUCGUCUCGGACCCCAACAACUCUCUCAGAGAGGGCGACGUUAUCAACCUGCGCAGCGGUUACCGCGCCUCCAAGACCGUCCGCCACGUCGUAACUUCCUUUAUCGCACCUUUCGGAUCCGGAAUUUCGGAGAGACCACCGCUACCAACGGAGGAAGAACUGGCGCAGAAGUUGCUGCAAAAGCGCUACGAGAAGGACUUUAGGCAAGCCUCAAGAGGCCGCGAGGCCGCAUACAGACGGAUAAAGACGGCAGCGCUGCAAGAGAGCCAGAUAUUGUACAAGCUGGGACAGAUCCAGGGGCUCGAAAGUAUGGAAGAUGCCGAAAGCCUGGGCUAUCUGCAGGCUCAGCUGGAGAAGCUUAAGAUGAUGCGGCGGGAGGGUGUCCAGGUUGGCGAGGCAGGCCCCCCUGGUGGAGAAGAGUCGCUCGGUUCCGUUGAUGCGAGAGCGAGAUAUAGCGCGGCCAAGGCUGCUAGGUUCACGAAAAAGGCUUUGGAGAACGAGGAAGACUUGGAAAAGGCACAGGGCAAGGGAGCCUCUAUUGCUGAGGAGGUCGCGAGGGGUGCCAAGGCCAUAUGAGCUAGCCGCAGCUAAUACGGGUUUGUCUCCAUCCUUUUAUUGUUCUGCAAUGGAACAAGACGUAUUCUGGAGCUACAAGAGUUGGAUGAAGGAAUCACUUGAAGCAUUGACCCCGCUUGGGCAGGUUUCUGUAACAUAUUUGCUUCACACGGGACGCUGAGCGAUUGUCCCACAAUCAAAAAAUUGCCAACAGUCAAUCCACAAGCAUGCCGGAUGGUUGCAGCGGGGUUUGGCAAACUGUUGGAGACAACGGGGCAUGCGGGGGCACGGCGAUUUUCAAAGGAGAACCGGAACGUGAUCCGUGCUAUGUAGAUUUCAUUGUAGUUAUGCACGAUGACACGGC
Messenger RNA from Aplosporella prunicola CBS 121167, 1204 nucleotides. RefSeq lists its product as uncharacterized. Gene Ontology annotation, biological process: translation. The record is from RefSeq and is a predicted model, not a curated record. NCBI's taxonomy places the organism in Eukaryota, Fungi, Ascomycota, Dothideomycetes, Botryosphaeriales, Aplosporellaceae. The transcript has 2 exons. Gene Ontology annotation, molecular function: structural constituent of ribosome. Gene Ontology annotation, cellular component: ribosome. Bases 148 to 861 code for a protein of 237 amino acids.